Heteronotia binoei (common prickly gecko) is the source of this 1660-nucleotide messenger RNA. It is a transcript of the gene ATF5, whose product is annotated as activating transcription factor 5. Gene Ontology annotation, biological process: regulation of transcription by RNA polymerase II. Gene Ontology annotation, cellular component: nucleus. The coding region runs from base 363 to 1184 and encodes 273 amino acids. NCBI's taxonomy places the organism in Eukaryota, Metazoa, Chordata, Lepidosauria, Squamata, Gekkonidae. The record is from RefSeq and is a predicted model, not a curated record. Gene Ontology annotation, molecular function: DNA-binding transcription activator activity, RNA polymerase II-specific; RNA polymerase II transcription regulatory region sequence-specific DNA binding. The transcript is spliced from 3 exons.
GUGAGCAAAAUCCCCGGGGAAAACCCGGGGCAGGAGGAUGGAUACGCGACGAGGCUGCGCUGCGGCUUCGGAGGGCGGUGGGACGAUAUAGGGAGACUCCACCCCGGCUGUGACUCAUUCCCUUCUCUGCACAGGCGCCAGUAGUCAUUUACACGGAGAAUACGCCCGUGGGCGAGAUCGAGAACAUGGCUUUCUAGACCUGCACAGAUCUCGAAGCCAGCGAGCGUGUGUUGCGCGCUGCAACAAAACCAGCAAAAUGGAGUCUCGUUUUGCCGCCACCACCAUCCCUGCCUGCAGGAGUCGAGCCCCUCCUUGCGUGCUGCAGCCCAAUCCUGCGUCUAACGUGAACGAUCAUCACUACAAUGUCUCUGCUGGCGGCGCUGACCCUGGACCUGGACCUGACCAUGCUCCCAGCUAGCACCAUGUCCUGCAGGCCGGAGCUGCUCAAGCACCGGCUGCCCCACGCCGGUCACUGUGAGCUGCUUGCCGGACCUGUAGAUGAGGGCUUUGUCCUCAGUAUGGAGCGUCUGCCACUGACAGGUGAUGGCUACUCAGACUGGAUGACGGAGCGCACAGACCUGGCCGCGCUCCUGAGUGUGUCAGGGGAGCCCUCGCUACUCUCACUGCCCUCCCCUCCUACUCCGGACCUGGAGGCCAUGGCCUCACUACUCAAAAAGGAGUUGGAGCAGAUGGAGGACUAUUUCUUGGAAGAGUCACUCUCUCCUGAUCAGGUAGCACCCAGCACACCCCCUUCUGAUGGGAACUUCCACUUUCCCUUUGGUGAUGGUUUCCAACCCCUGGAGCACCACAGCACACCUGCUCCCUUGCAGACCUUGGAUUCGAGCUGCUUAGAGUUGUUAGAGCUCUAUGGUAGAGAUGUGCCUGCAGAGAUCCCCCUGCAGGGCAACGAAGUACCUGUCUCACUACAACGCCCACCUACCCUACCACCAAAGGGGGACCGGCGCCAGAAGAAGCGAGACCAGAACAAAACAGCAGCCCUGCGGUACCGUCAGCGCAAACGGGCUGAACAUGAGGCACUAGGGGAUGAAUGCCAGGCCCUAGAGGCACGCAACCGUGAGCUACGUGAGAAAGCAGAAUCUAUUGAGAGAGAGAUCCAAUAUGUCAAAGACCUGCUUAUUGAGGUCUAUAAGGCACGAAGUCAGCGCCUGCGCACCACCCCCUAAAGGAAGGGAGCCGCACCCGUUCUCUUUUGUUUCCCUUCCCUCAAAUCAAAAACAAAAGCACUUAAAGGGGGCACUGAAUGUAAACAAGAUUGGAGGAAGCAUGUAGGAAUAAAGUUUGGGAGGCAGUGGGAAUCAGUAGCCUAUGAGACAGAGGUGGCUAGUAUAUGAACUAUGCAAGAGACAUGCAGAGUCAGGUGGGGCUACUAGACUGUGUAGGUGAGGGGUAGAUGGACUUCAUUUGGUUGGAAAUGGGAUUGCUGAGGUAAGAGAGGCCCAAGGUCAUCCUGUUUUGGAAACAGUCUUGGGGUUCUGGGGGGAUAGGUUAUAUGGGGUUAGUCUCUCUCUUUUCUCCCCUUUAUCAGGUACCACAGUCCCAAGGUUGUGACAUGGCUAUUUUGUAUGUAUACCUUCAUAGCACUUCCUUCUUUGCGCUACCUUUUCUCAACUAUGCACCAAUAAACAUUGUUUAAAUCACA